Arachis ipaensis is the source of this 1895-nucleotide messenger RNA. Its product is annotated as putative sphingolipid transporter spinster homolog 2. Gene Ontology annotation, cellular component: membrane. Lineage: Eukaryota; Viridiplantae; Streptophyta; Magnoliopsida; Fabales; Fabaceae. Gene Ontology annotation, molecular function: transmembrane transporter activity. The record is from RefSeq and is a predicted model, not a curated record. Gene Ontology annotation, biological process: transmembrane transport.
UUUUAAUUUUUGAAAUAUUGACCGAUAGAAGGAAGAAGAAACUGAAACAGGGAGGCACUUGCGUAUGUUAGUCGAAGAAUUCAUCAUCCGAAGACUGAAUGUGCAGAAAAAAUGGCAAGUUCAGCUCAAGACCCCACUCCUUCUUGGUUUACGCCCAAAAGGCUUUUGAUGAUAUUCUGUGUAAUUAAUACGUUAAACUAUGUGGAUCGUGGAGCUAUUGCUAGCAACGGUGUUAAUGGAAACCUUGAGAUUUGCGACGAUUCUGGUAUUUGCACUGCCGCUACUGGAAUUCAGGGGGAUUUUCACUUGAGCAAUUUUCAAGAUGGAGUUCUCUCAUCUGCAUUUAUGGUUGGACUUCUAAUUGCUUCUCCAAUAUUUGCUUCUCUUGCUAAAAGUCACAAUCCGUUUCGUCUUAUUGGUGUUGGAUUGUCAGUUUGGACGUUUGCCAUAGCUGGAUGUGGUAGUUCAUUUGAUUUUUGGUCUAUUGCAAUAUGCCGAAUGCUAGUUGGUGUAGGCGAAGCAUCCUUCAUAAGUCUUGCAGCACCUUUCAUAGAUGACAAUGCUCCUGUUGAACAGAAAACAGCGUGGCUUGCUACCUUCUAUAUGUGCAUACCAGCUGGGACAGCUUUGGGCUAUGUUUAUGGUGGACUUGUUGGAGGCCAGUUUAAUUGGCGUAUUGCAUUUUGGGGUGAGGCAAUUUUGAUGCUUCCUUUUCCCAUUUUGGGUUUUAUAAUGAAACCUUUGCAGUUGAAGGGUUUCACUCCCAUGGAAUCCAAACUGACACCGACAUCUAACGAAUGUGGAGAUGGUGAGAUGCUUGCUGGAGAUCAAGGCUUUAUCAGAGGAUCCAAGUCACCAUCCAUAUUGAGGAAUCACAUCACCAGGUUCUCAAAAGAUAUGCUGGAGCUUUUGCAUGACCAAGUGUAUGUCAUAAAUGUUCUAGGUUAUAUAUCAUACAAUUUUGUUAUUGGGGCCUACUCGUACUGGGGACCGAAGGCAGGAUACAGCAUUUACCAUAUGAGUAAUGCUGACUUGUUGUUUGGAGGUAUUACAAUUGUUUGUGGGAUUUGUGGUACGUUAGCUGGAGGCUUGAUUCUUGAUAAAAUGACUUCAACAAUCUCUAAUGCCUUCAAGCUUCUUUCUGGAGCAACAUUUUUAGGUGCUAUCUUCUGCUUGAUUGCAUUCUGUUUCACGAGCUUAUCUGGUUUCAUAGUACUCUUCUCUAUUGGUGAACUGCUGAUUUUUGCCACACAGGCUCCUGUAAAUUAUAUUUCUCUUCAUUGUGUAAAACCAAAUUUGAGGGCGCUGUCUAUGGCAAUAUCUACAGUUUCAAUCCAUAUCUUUGGUGAUGUGCCUUCCUCACCACUUGUUGGCAUCCUGCAGGAUCAUAUUAAUGACUGGAGGAAAACAGCACUUUGUUUAACAUCCAUUUUCUUUCUUGCCGCUAUAGUAUGGUUCAUAGGGAUCUUUUUGAGAAGCGUUGAUCUUUUUAACGAACCUGAUGAUGAUCAAUCUACAAUAAGAAGAGAGCAAAGGAGGCCAUUGCUUGAAGACACUUCAUAUGAAGCCUAGUUUCUGAUCCAUUUUAUACUGUUAGUAAUACUGUGCUGAAACAGUUGCAUAUCCCAUAUAUGUGUAUUAUCUUGCAACAUCCACAUUGUUCCUUGAAGAGGGAAAAAUCGGUGGCAUCCGCGUUUGAUACUCUGUUGCUGAAGAGGAGGGUGCUGAUGGCUUCACCUUUGUAUCAAAUCAGAUUGAACGGAGUUACUAGAUCAAGUCACCCUGUUCAAAUGUUUUUCCAUGUAAAUUACUGUGCAACUAUUGUAAUUGUAAGAUGUUCGAAUGUAAAGAUGUGAUAACUCAGCAAUUUAAUCCAAUCGUGUUUUUUUUUUUUC